CCCCCCCUCUGAAAUCUAUGACUGCUAUUUGCAGCCUGAAAUAAGAGGAAACGUGCAGCCAGGAACUACUCGACAGCUGGCUGUGUUUGCUGUCUGAAAGCCACCUCCCAGCGAUCUACUGAAAGUGAAAGCAGAACGAGAAGUUUCUCGCGUGAAAUGGCGCCUGUUUUUUCCUGCCAGCAAUGAAGACGGAGCAGCAGCAGCGACCCAGGCCGCGGUGAUCUGAGCACGCACAGAUCCCCUCUUGCCUCGGCUCUCUCUGGCCCUCCAUCAAAGUCAGCUUCCAGAAGACCAGCAGGGCUGAUCGGGCAGGUAAUCGGGCAGGUGAGUGCUUUCCGCCCGGUGAGCUGAAGUUCAUGGUCCCAGCUGAGGACUCUGGGGGACUUCCUGACAUUUGGAAUCUGGCCAGCAAGUAAAAGAUGAGGCUCACCGAGCAUACACAGAGUGCAUUCUCCCUCCAACACAGAGCGUUCAUUGUCCAGGGUUGUCGUCGUCGUCCUUAGUCCCUCCUUCAAUCUUCUCUCCCGUCCCACAAAAAUGUACAGUAUCAGCAGCCUGGGACCAGAUGCUUUGAGAGACAGCCUGUCCGCAAGGGCGUAGCCAGGAUUUUGAUUGUGGGGGGUGGGAGGACUUGGUUUGGGGGGGCAGGACUUUUGUUAGAGGGGGCAGAACCCACGUGAUUGGUCCAUUAGUUAAGUAUUUCUAUUGUUUUGCUUGAUUUUUUGGGGGGGGACUGCCCCCCCCGCUACGCCCUUGCCUGUUCCCGCAUAGUGUUACUGAACUGCAAUUCACAGCAAUUCUGACAGCUGGCUGUGCUUGCUGGGGCUGAUGGGAGUUGUAGUUCCGCAGUACCUGUCAGGCCAAAGGUGACCCAUACCUGACUUAGAUCACCUGGGGGUAUAUUUUGCUCAUGGCACUGGACCCUACAGAAUAUCACAGCGCUGGGUCCUGAAAACAGGCCUUUUCUGCUGUUGUCCCUGCUCUGUGGAACAUGCCACAUGUAAAAAACGCAACCUCCACCUGUUGCUUCAGAAGUCAUGUUUUUGAACCGGCUUGCCCAUUUCUCUGUUUUUCUCUCUUUUUAUAAAGCGUUUUUUACUGUUAUCAUGACACUGUUUUCUUGCUUUCAUUACUGCUUUAGAGCAGUGUUUUUUUUCUUUUUAAAUAUUUUUAUUCAUUUUUAUCUUUAACAAUUAACAUCACAAAUAAAUCAUAAUCAUAUUCUCUGAAUCCCCAGGCUUCCCUCCACCCCUCCAUGGUUUCCAUUGUUAUUCUUUUCCAACUGCAUCUUGUAAUGUUCUCCAUAUUUUCUUAAUACUUGGUUCUCACCAUAGUUCUCGCUACAUUGCAAGUGUUUCUUAGAAUCCUGCCAAAGUUUUUAAUUGUUUACAGUGUUCUUUUAAGUUACUUACAGAUUUCCCCCAUUCUUUAUUAAAUUUAUUAAGUUCUUGAUCUCUAUCUUCCCGGUCACUUUCGCCAUUUCAGCAUUUCAAACAGUGGGGUGCUACUCACUUCCAGGUGAGUCUGAGCGCCACAGGCUGCACCCCGGUCUUUCUUGCAUGCCUGCCUUGCCCCCUUGCUGUGCCAUAGCCUUUUGGUUGGUCCAGUACAGUUCCAGACACGGGUGUAGCCAGGAUUUAUUUUGGGGUGGGGCAGAACUGAGCUAUCUGUGAUUGGUCAGUUAGUUAAGUAUUUUUAUUCAUUUCCUUGAUGUGGGGGGCAGCUGCCCCAUGGCUCCAGAAGCUCCUCACAUCCUCCCCACAGUGGCAGGGACACAGAAAGAUUUCGGGGGAGGAAGCUGUCCCUCCUUUGAGGGGGAAGGGCCUGGGGAGGUAUUAAGGAAACGGUGAGGUAAAAGAUUAAUAUUUAUUGCUAUAAUAAUUACUCACCAUGAAGUUGCUACAGCAAGUGCCACACUUUUUAACAACAAAAAGAGGCGCCGGUACUAUGUGCCCUUGAGUAACCCCUGAAGAAAAAACAACAACACUGGGGAUGAGUAUAAAUACUUUGAGAGGCACAUGGGGGGGGGGAGUGGAAAAUAUAAAAGAAAUAAUGCACGCAUUUAGAGCCUCUAAGAUCAGCGACUUGAGGAAGUUAUAUUUCCCACAGUAAAUGUAUGUAAGUAGCUGAAGGAAAGCUGAGUUGUUAAACUCCUUGCUGCAAAGAAGGUGAUGUGGGAAAGAAUGAAAUGUUUUCCCCAUUGUCCUCAAUUCCCUCCGCACUUGCCGUUCUCUCUUGCCACACCAGUGUGCCGUUCCACACCCUGUGAGAAUCACUAGUACAGCGCCUUGGCAGCAGUCAUGCCAACGUGAAUAAAAUAUGGGGGGGGGGGCCCAGAUAAGGCCAGUGCACAGUCCCACCAUUUGAAUGGCAAUGCCCAUUCACUUUGGACAGCCCAGACCCCUCAAAUAUUUUAUGGGGGUGGUGGAGGCAAAGGGACCUGGGAAUUGGCUCCUGUGUUGUGCAGUGAGAUGCUUAGCCAGUCAUUCUUGGUUUUAAAAACCGGGAGUGUUAACAAACAAGACCCCCAUUUUCACCUGUGAAAAGUUGAGUGCCAUGUGCUUGCAACGUGAAAAGGAAGAAGGAGCCCCAUUAGUGCUAUUCCAGCAUUGAUUUCCCCCCCCUUUUUCAUUGUCUCCCUUUCAGCAAGUGGCAUCAUAGCAGGUGGAAUCCAAAAUGGCUGCAAACUGCAGAGGUGUUGUAAUAACCAAAGGUAAGCUUGUGUCUGUGAGUGAGUGACAGGUGGACUGCUGUCAUCAGCAGCAGACUGGCAAUUGGGAUUAAGGAAUCACACCGAGUCAGACCAUAGCACUGUAGAGCUGGAAGGGACCACGAGGGUCAUCUAGCUCAGCCCCCUGCAACGCAGCGAUCCUGCCCACAGCCGGUCCAUGUAGCUCAGUACACUGGCUGGCAGAUAGGGGACAGUCCUAGCCCUAACCUGGAGAUUGCCAGAGAGACCUGAGACCUUUUGCAUGCAAAGCAGAUGCUGUACCGUUGAGCUGUGGCUUUCCCCCCGAUAUUAUAUACAUGGUUCAGCAACCUAACGUAUGAGUUGCAAAAGGCAUUAUUUUAAUUAUGUAGAAAUCUAGUACCAGUUCCACUAUUUGAGACUAGAUAGUUCUGAUUAAUCUGUUCAAGAAAGGGCACUUGAGGGAAAAAGCCCUUGAAAAGUUGCAGAAAAGUUUGCUUGUUGUUCACUGCCCUGAUAUUUUAGGAUAUGGUGGAGGAAAAACCGUGUGUGUGUGUUUGUGUGUGUGUAUGUACACAGUGGUACCUCCUUUUUUUGAGCAUCUCGGAACGUUUUGGUUUUCGAACGCCAAAAAUCUAGAAGUAAUUGCUUCUGUUUUCGAACGCUCCUCAGAAGUCAAACGGCUUCUACUGUGUGUUUUUCAGUUUUUCCAGUUGAACCUGCAGGCCUGCCCUUUGCGCCUCGGUUUUCAAACGUUUCGGAAGUCGAACGGUCUUCUGGAACAGAUUAUGUUCGAGAACCAAGGUACCACUGUAUAUAAAAUGUACUGGUGUCUAUGUGGCUAAACCACCGCAUUUCUAGGCUUCCAGGAGUGCUUCUCUGCGGAUUCCAACCCCACGAAAGCAACUUCUGAGUCCUGGCUGCGUUCAUGGCUGCUGUGUUGUCUCUUUUCAGGGGACCUGCAACGCUUCGUCAAACACUUAGAGGCUUUCGCAGAAGGCCAGCUAAGGAGAGUCACAGAGUAUUUCCACCCGGACUUGAUCUACGUCAUCGAAAAUGACAUCGCCCUGGUGGUUCAGGAACUGAGGAGCAGCAAGGUCAUUACACCUGAGCAAGCCCAGGUAACAAUGCUUUGCAGGUCCUUAAAAAAAUGUAUGGUAUGGCGGGGGCUGCAGUUCUAAGGGAACGGUGGACCCUCAAGAAUGCAAUCCCAAAUGCAAGGAGUGUUUGGGGGGGUGAUUUUGGCCAAUGCAACCCCCAUCCUGUUCUGGCCUAAGGAGGGAACUGUGGGGCAAAAUAACCACACUUACCUGGAAGCCUCUAAAUGGCAGUCGGCCAUAGAAGACCGUCGUAUUGAGAAAGACACAUUCUGCAAACAGCUAGGGAGUCUGGAGUCUGGGGUUAGUGUUGCAUUUUGUUUUUUUCUUUUAAAGUUCAGACAAAUUCAUGGAGAUGGAGAACUGUCGGCAGCCAUUGAACAUGGAAGCUUAGUAGAACUUCCAUUUCAAUGACAGUAUACCUGAAUAUCGGCUGAUAGGAACAAACAGCAGAGGAGGAGGGCUGCCAGCUUCAUACACUGCCUGCAAGCUUCCCUGAAGCAUUUGGCUUGGCUCUACGGUGAACAAGAUGCCGGUGUAGCUGGGCCCUUGAUCUGAGUGAGAAGAUUGCUGUAUUUUUCCCCCUGCUAGCUGGCUAGCUAAACUCUGUCUUCUGUGUUUUGUUUAGAUCUAUGAAAAAAUAGAGAAGCACCAGGAUUCAACCGCAGCAGCAGAGAAGCUAGUUGCUGACCUUGCCAGUAACAAGGCUUUGGCAAUAGGGCUUUGGAAGAGUCUCUGCGCUCUGAGGCGCCACUGGUCUCAUCCCAACCUUGAGGUGAUGGUGGGGGAAAUCACCCGCAAAGGUAAUAUAUUGUCCCCUGCUCCCUGUGUAGUGAGAAUUCUCUUUUUGUUUUGUUUUUAAGGUGUUAUUAAGGUGUUACUGUAAUGGGACACGGGUGGUGCUGUGGGUUAAACCACAGAGCCUAGGACUUGCUGAUCAGAAGGUCGGCGGUUCGAAUCCCCGUGAUGGGGUGAAUUCCUGUUGCUCGGUCCCUGCUCCUGCCAACCUAGCAGUUUGAAAGCACGUCAAAGUGCAAGUAGAUAAAUAGGUUCCGCUCCGGCAGGAAGGUAAAGGGCGUUUCCAUGCGCUGCUCUGGUUUGCCAGAAGCAGCUUAGUCAUGCUGGCCACAUGACUUGGAAGCUGUACGCCAGCUCCCUUGGCCAAUAAAGCGAGAUGAGCGCCGCAACCCCAGAGUCGGCCACGACUGGACCUAAUGGUCAGGGGUCCCUUUACCUUUACUAUUGAUAUAUAAAGUGUUUAACAACUCGGGGCCAGUUUGCCUGAGCUCGCCUUUCCCCACGUACGCUCACUCAACUGCUUCAGUCAGUGGAAUUGGCAGUGUUAACAGCUGCUGUUUACAGUCAAACCUCUUCUCACAUCUGCCUCCACAGUGACCCAUUUCGACCUCCGGACGGACCUCCGGAACGGAAUAUGGUCACAGUAGAGGUUCCACUGUAGUGCCUGUUCUGCCUUUGUAAAAGUGUGGCAGCGCCUGCACUUGGGAACUCCCUGCCUAUUGAGAUCAAGGAGAUCCUUCACCGUAUUCUUUUCAGCAUCUGCUGAAAACAUGAAUGUCGAGACAAGCCUACCUAGUUGCUUAGAAAGUUGAGGUAAUUUUAAUCUGUUUUAGUAUUUUAACUUUGGCAUUUUUAAAGUAGCGUUGUCUUUCCCACCCCCUUGCAUUUCACUGUUGUUUUUUGUAAACAACUUUGAGAUGUUGUUGUUUUUUACAAUCAAGCAGCGUCUAAAUUUUAAUAAUAUAAAAAUAAGUAAUUGCAAACAGUUUAUUACUAUUAUCAAUAUAAAAGCGGAUUUGUUGUGCCAGAGUUUUUGAAUGCACUUUAAUGGGGCUAAACAAAUGCUUACUAGUGAGGUUCUGGAGGACAGAGCUGUGCUUGCGCCCUGAGGCCUGACCGGUGCCCCCAAAGUCAGCUUGCUGUCCCAUCACCAGUGUCAAUUAUUAUUCAGCUGUCAGUCCAGUCAGCGUUGUAUAUGCCAGGUGGCUUAGACGAUGCCAAAUUCCAUUUCCAACUGUUUUGCUUUUUCUCUUUUUUUGAAGAUCAAGCACUACUCAAGGAGAUUCUCCUAAAUGAAACCGGACACAACCUUGCCCCGGAAAUGAAAGGUACCUGAUAGCAAAUAAAAAUAGUUCACCAACACUUACUGUUUUCCAUUGAACCAAUGCAAGGGAAUCAGAUUUUGGUCAGGCAUGGGGCACUCAGUGAGCAGCUCCCCCUGCAACCUGAAAGAAGUAGGACAUGCCAACUCAGUGUUUUCUUAAGCUGCAUCUGAUCUUGGAUGUUCUGGGCAGAGCGGUGGGCCUUGCUUACCUUGGAGCCAGCACCGCAAAGCACCAUGGAGAUCUGAGGGUGGAGCAAUUAUUCCUUUCUGCAUUGUGGUCCUACUUUAUACAGACAGGUUUUCAGACAGAAUGCGUUCCGGAAGUCCGUUCGACUUCCGAAAUGUUUGGAAACCAAGGCACGGCUUCCGAUUGGCUGCAGGAGUGUCCUGCAGCCAAUCGGAAUCCAUGCCAGACAUUCAGCUUCCGAGGCAAAGUUUGCAAACCGGAACACCUACUUCCGGGUCUGUGACGUUCAAGUUCCGAGUUGUUCGUGAAGUAAGCUGUUCAAAAACUAAGGUACGACUGUAUAAGGGAACAUUGUAAUGGGAUGUGCAACUCUUGGCUUUUUUCUUUCUCUGUGUGAGAUGGUAACUGGCAGUUAAACCUGUCCACACAUAGAAGGGGAGGUUAUUUACCUCUUAAUAGUCAUUUAAUUGAUCUGUAUUCAUAUGGAAGGAAGCUACAUGGAUAAGUAGGGAUUUGAACCUGGCUCUCCCUGGUCUAAAUGCAAGGUUCUGUUGGUUCUGCUUUACUGGGCCAAUUUGGACAUAAUGAUGAACAAUGGCUUAUUGUGACAGGAGUGACCUACCGAAAGCCAUGCGCUUACAUGCCUCUUUCCCCCUUCCCCUCUUUCCAAGGAUCUCAGUUUUGCUUAUGUUUUUGAUUAACAUUUUGUCUGUACCCUGAGCUGUGUUUAAUCGUUACUAGUGUUUGUGGCAAAUAGCCCAGUUCCAUAACAACCCAUGCUUUUCAAGUUGCCCUGUUUCAAACCAUAGUUAAGAUUAACCACAGUUUCUUGGAUGUGGUGAAAGAGCAAGCUGAGGGAGCAAAACAAAGGUUUAUGGCGAUUUUCAAACCAGCUCACUGGCUCUCAGUGUUUCUUGUAAGGAUCAUCUACCAAUAGCCGGAGAUGCUACAAUCCAGGAAGUCUUUGCCUAUUUGAUCUCCUGUUCUGCUAGGCUGGGCCUAAUUCAGUGAACCCUGCAAUCUUUUUCUUCUGUCCAGCUUGUCAGGAUGAACACAGACGUAUUCUGUUGGAACAGACCAAGUUGCUGAAAGAAACCGGCCAAAGAACACAGUCCAAGGGGCAAAGUUUCCCCAUCCUCAACCGCUAUGUGGAUAUAAAAAUAGUCGCGGAUGUCUACUUCAGGAGACAAACGUUUCAAGAACAUGAGGCACUGGCUGCUGCUGGAGAGCUGAACGAAUAUCGCCUCCGCCACAAGAUGCAGGGGGAGCUGGAGCGAAUCACCCCAGGCCGGCUUUUCCGUUGGUGCUAUCGAUCAGGCCGCACGCCCCACUUUGUGAUGGUUAGCGGUGUAGCUGGCGUUGGCAAGAGUACCCUAGCGCAGAAGUUUGUCUUUGACUGGGCCACUGGAAAACACUACCAGAAAUUCACUUUUGUUUUCUUCUUCAAAUUCCGAGACCUCAACACGGUGGGGGAAAAGACCAGCCUAGAAAGCCUGAUCCAACGGGAGUACCCCAAUUUACACUCUAAGCUUGACACAAUUCUACAAGAACCCCCAAAAUUGCUGUUCAUAUUUGACGGUUUGGACGAGAGCAACAGUAACCUUGACUUGGGCAGGAACGCAGAAUUUUGUGCCCAACCAGGAGAUGUGAAACCGGUGGGGGUGAUUGUGGCCAGCCUGCUGAAAGAGAAGAUUCUGAAGGGCUGUUCCGUCCUCCUGACCAGCCGCCCAAGCAAUCUUGCCCGUUUGGAGAGAGGGGUCCUCCACAGAGUGGCCAGUAUUGUGGGCUUCCUCUCCCAGGAAAGAGAAAAGUACUUCCACAACUUCUUUGGAGAAGCUGCGGUGGCCAAGGAGGCUUUGGCCCAUGUCAGGGAGAGCCAGGUUCUGUACACCCUCUGUUACAAUCCCUCUUACUGCUGGAUUACUUGCACAGCCUUGCAGCCUUGCUUCACCUCUGAGGCCGGACAGCCACAUCCCCUUCCCAAAACGGUAACUCAGCUCUUCGUGAGCUACAUCAGGCAUGUGAUGGUCAAUCACACAAAGGAGCUCCCUGAGCGUGAAAGGGCACGGAAGAUGAUGAUACAACUUGGCUGGCUGGCUGAGUAUGGCCUCCAGCAUCGCACUCUUCUGUUUGAUCAGGCGCAACUGGAAGCGUUUAAUGUGGAUUCAUCUCCCCUCGUCAAAACUUUCCUGGUGGAAAACAUACAAAGUGCCACUUCACCUCCUGUCGUCACCUAUUCUUUUGUCCACCUCACUGUCCAAGAGUUUUUUGCUGCCCUCGUCCAUUAUUUAGACUUCAAGGAGGACAAUUUUAGAUACAUAAUGGCAGCAGUCCAAGAAGCCCAAGGUGGGGAGUACGAAAUUUUUCUUCGCUUCCUCUCUGGCUUGUCUCAGUUUGAAACCAGGGCACCGUUGGAGUCUCUUCUGGGGAAGUUCUCACCAGUGACCGCUAGGCAAGUCAUUGACUGGAUCCUGAAGACGGACUGCAGUGAUUUCCUCCAAAUGGAAAGGCAUCUUGAUGGGAAAAAGAGGACCUUGAAUUUCUUCAAUUUGCUUUUCGAGGCACACAACAAGCUCCUUGUGUCUCAGGCGUUGGGGGGUGAUGGUGAUGCCUCCAUGGACUUUUCGGAACUGUAUCUGAUGCCUGUGGACUGUGUCAUCCUUGCUUAUGUUCUGAGUUGCUGCGGGAAGAUUGACCUCCUGAAUCUUGAUACGUGCUUCAUUCAGAACGAGGGACUGCAGAGGCUCAGCCUUGAGCUGCACAGAAUCAGAGAACUGAGGUAAGCAGCUGAAAUGCAAUUCACAGCUGAUGUCAAAUUACAAGUACAGUUGUGCCUCAGAUCCCAAACACCUUGGGAGACGAACUUUCAGCUCCUAAACAAUCAAAAACUGGAAGUGAGUGUUUCAGUUUUUGAACAUUCUUUUGGAAGCCGAACAUCCGACGGGGCUUCUGCGGCUUCUGAUUGGCUGCAGGAGCUUCCUGCAACCAAUGAGAAGCUGCAUUUUGGAAGUCAAACAUUUCGGAAGUCAAACGGACUUCCGGAACGGAUUUUGUUCGAAUUCCGAGGUAUGACUGUACUUUCAAGGUUUGAUCAAACAUUCCAAACAAUUGAUGGAGCAGCGUUCACAUUGAAUUUAUUCUUUGGACCUUUCUAAAUCUGCCCAGCCCAACACCCCCCCCCCCACGAACUGAAACAGCCCCUGCAGAAGGAUUGGGGCCCAUGGUUCCAACUACUUUAAAUGGGUAUGUUGCAGACUUCACGACGAGUGUUAUUUAGUAUUCAGGCAUCUGCCACAGAGCCAGGCUAGGCCUUGGGCAUCUGAAUGUACUUGAGACCUGACAAAGAGUCUUCCUAUCCAAAGGUCCCUGCGGUCAGUGACUAGAGCCGAGGGCUGGCACAGGAGCGGGAGACUGAAGCCAGUACAGUGGAUGCUCGGGUUGCGAAUGUGAUCCGUGCGGAAUGCAUGUUCGCAACCUGCAGCAUUCGCAACCCGCGCCUGCGCAUGCACGGGUUGCAAUUUGGCGCUUCUGCUCAUGCUCAAAGCGCGAUAUAGCGCUUCUGCGCAUGAGCAACUGCCAAAACCUGGAAGUAACCCAUGCCGGUACUUCCAGGUUUUGGCAGUCCGCAACCCGAAAAAACACAACCUGAAGCGGCUGUAACCCAAGGUAUGACUGUGUUGGGAUCAAAAUCGGCAAAAGUUUCUGCCUUUUCUACGAGGCAGCAGAUGCAGAGACAGGCAGGCUCCAAGCGUUCAUAUUAGACCUUGCCAGUUCAGAAACUUCAUACAGUCUGCUAGUUGUGAAUGUGGUUAGGGGAAGCUAUGACUCUUAAAGUGGACUAAUAGUUAUGUCAAUGUAUUGUGUGGAUGUGGCCCUUGCCUACCUCCCUCUCUGUCCUUUCCCCAUCGAGGCAGAUGAUGUCUGUUAGCUUGGGGGCAGGGGAAGGAGCGGGGGUGGAAACCAUCCAACUACAGCAGGUCCCAAUUUUGAUGAAAAAGCCUCCCAAAGCAGCUUCCAAAUUAUCAGUGAGAGGACAGUCCCUUCCUUCAGUCCCACAAUAUAAAGGAUGUGACACAAGGAGGGGGGCAAGGUCUAGAGUGACUACUAAAUGCUUUCUGCAUUCCUAUAAAUUCUUUCUCCUUUCACAGGCUUUGCAAUAACGAUCUGAGCAAUCCAUCCACAAAGGAGCUUGUUUCUAUCUUGAAACAUAAAGAGUGUCGACUGGAAAUCCUGAGGUAUGUUUGUUGCAGCUAAUGGGCUAUUCCUUACCAAAUCCUCACUGGGUCUGCACUGGAAGAGCCAGAAGGUAUUUGGGGAAAGGCAUCCUUUAGCAACGCGGGUGGCGCUAUGGGUUAAACCACAGAGCCUAGGACUUGCCGAUCAGAAGGUUGGAGGUUCGAAUCCCCAUGACGGGGUGAGCUCCCGUUUCUCGGUCCCUGCUCCUGCCAACCUAGCAGCUCAAAAGCACGUCAAAGUGCAAGUAGAUAAAUAGGUACCCCUCCAGCGGGAAGGUAAACAGCAUUUCCGUGCGCUGCUCUGGUUCGCCAGAAGCGGCUUAGUCCUGCUGGCCACAUGACCCGGAAGCUGUACGCCGGCUCCCUCGGCCAAUAAAGCGAAAUGAGUGCCGCAACCCCAGAGUCCGCCACGACUGGACCUAAUGGUCAAGGGUCCCUUUACCUUUAUCCUUUAGCAAAUGUUCCUGACUCAAAACUAAAUUGGAAACAUUUUGCUCUCGUGCCCUUUGAAUUCUGAUUCCUUUCACAAUCUGUUCUGUUGUGAGUUGUGGGCGGUUUUGUUAGAUAACAGAGGUGGGUGAAUGUGUAAGCUUCGGUUUCUCUUAGUUUCUCACAGGGUGGAUUUUAUUUAAAUCAAAUUGAUUUAAAUCACGAUUUAAAUCACUAGUCGGUAAGACUUGAUUUUAUAGAAAGUUCUUUAUAGCAAGUUAUGCCAACUGGAUCGAUGUCACGAUCUACAAGAAUAAACCAUAGAAAAAGUUCUGAUUGGCAGUCGUCAUUACAACGAUCUUUGUCAAAGCCCAGCAGUAUUCCACAUUUAUUUAUUUGUUAUCAAGACUUGCCACUUGCCACUCAACGCUUCACUACUUAUUUAAUAAUACAUUUUCAUGAAACAGAAAAGUAUAGGCAAUCAGGUACUUCUGGAGGCAUGAAAGAGAGAAAGAAGCAACAGCAACGUUGGGCAGGCACUGAACUGUUUUCCACAAGCCACAACCUCCUGCCCCAUACCUGAUAACAUAAGGGGCAGGUAUAGAUACAGCUGUAUAGGGGGGGAGAAUAGGUCACUUCUACCUAGCUGUCAGAACUGCCCACCAGGGUGGGGUGGGGUGGGGGAGUUCAGGAUCCAGCCUUGCAGAAUCCAGAGGUAUUUGGUCCCUAGUAAAUGAGUUUAGGAGUCCAGCCUUUAAAACAGAAGAAGAAUUGAGCAGUUCAGAGACACAAACUCCAUGUGUGUACAUAUUUUCCAUCUUCUCUUCUUCAUUUCCUCCCUUUGCUCUUCCCAGCUUGGCAAAGAAUGCGCUUACUGGACAGUGCUGUAAAGACCUGAGUUUGGCGCUCUUGGAGAAUCGGACCCUUUUAAAUCUUGACCUGUCCAAGAACAAGCUGCAGGAUCAGGGCCUCUCUGACUUACUGAAGGUGUUCAGAAGUCCGCAGAGCAGGAUACAGAAACUAUUGUAAGUGUCAAAGCAACCACCUCACGGUAUGCAGAGUAUUUUAAAAGAUUUGCAGGUCACGUGUACAUUUCCAGAGGCUUUGGUUCAACCUUUCUAAGAUGUUUAUUAAGAAAAUAUAUGAGCAGCCUUUCUGUCAGGUACUGAAGGUGAUAUUCCUAACCCCUAAGCCAAACAAUAAAAAGCCCCACUGAAUUACCAAGGUGGAAUCUGCACACAUAUAAAAAAAACACUGUGGAAAUGUUUUAAAUUAAAAAAAAAAAAAUACAUUGAAUUUUGCACAGCUCACUUUCGCCAUCUAGUGUCACAAUUGUACAUUGCACUUUACUACACAUUUAAAACGUUUUAUUUGCAGCUGUAUAGCUGAGUCUCAAGUUGAUUUUUAAAAUGAAAAUACAUUUUAAAAUAGAGAAUACUGUACAGGAUUUAAAAAAACAGUCAAUCAGAGUAGCUAGCAACUGGAAAAUACAAAACAAAAUACAAAUCCAAGUUGAUAAUAUGUUGAUGAGUGUGUAAGAGUCAGCUGAGAGAAAUAGUUUUGUCAUUGUCAUAGUGCUAUAGCUUGGCAUUAACCCAAGAAACUGGUGGUAGGUGUGAUGGGAUGAUGAGCUGCUUGUGCGUAAAAUCGUAUCCCCUCAGAGUUUGUUCAAGUCCACAAUGUUACCAUAAAGCACCAAUGCUGCAGCAAGCAAAGGCUCUAGCAGCUCAGCCAGCUGCUUGUGGCUGGAAAGCCAGACAGGAUGUUUGUGACUGUUGCCAUGGGAACAAAGGGGCAGUCCAUUCUGUACUGAGCACCGGAUGUUAGCUCAGUGUGUGUGUGUCAUAUGACCCGUACUGGAUGUACUUGGGAGGAGUUUCUUCUUGCUGUUGUUGAGUGCAGACAUGAUUCUCUGUACUGAUGUAAGAGGCAGAAAUAAAUGAUGUAAAUAGUUUUCUGUCUGCUUCUUCCCCUCCCUGGGGACACCAAAGGGGAGAGAGGAAGAACGGUGUGUUCCUCUCAUACAUCUGAGAAGAAUCGCUGGACCUCGCCUGCUUAUCAGCAGAGUGGAGACGCGGGGAGGUCGACAGGAAUAUCUGCCGGUGCCUACGCUGUGGCACAUUCCUCUGACCCAGGCAGAAUUCCAACAGUGGCAGCCUUCGGAUGGUUGCGAUUCAUCGGACAUCUGCAUGAGAGGCUGGUGGAUUGUCCUCCUCUGCUCCAAGGAGGAAGAGAAAGCGUCUGAAAGAAGCCAGAGGCUCCACAGACAGCUGGUGGAAAGAAGAGGUGUUUUCCCAGAGCAACGGAGUUCAAGGUAUGCUGCAUUUCGGCUAAAAGUGUGAACGCAGGAAGAUUAAUUCCUGGUUCACGGAGCUGCGUUUCAAAGAAAACAAGAGCUCCGGGAGAAGAGGCCUGCAGCUUGAAGGCUGAAGCCUGCAUUCCACAAAUUUUUGUGGUAGAUAAGGAGUCCCAUUGAAAUGCAUUGUUGCUAGGCAACGGUCCUGGAAAGUUACUGGCAAGGGGCUGGACUCUGAGUGUAAGCCUGGGAAAGCGAAACAAAACCAGAGAAUGUUUUGGCUACAAGGUUUACGAGCUCUUGGAAGGGACUUUUCAAUAGCAGCCUGCGUUUAGCUGCCAGGUGCAAAGAGCGUAAACAAUUUGCAGUUUGCUGCGUGAGAAAAGAAAAAAACAACUGUUGGAUUUUACAGUUUGUUUGACAUUGUGAGCUGGAGGCUUGGCUUCAAGAUGGAUGCCAAGAAAGGGGAGGUUUGCCUUGCCCACCUCCCUUAACCAAUGACAAUUAUUCAUCUUGGUCUGUAAAGAUGAAGGCCCUGCUGCAGAAUCAGAGGCUUUUUGAUGUAAUUGAAAACCCCAUCCCUGCAGCACCAACCAGAGGUUGGGAGUCACAGAAUGUAAGGGCCAGGACUGCUAUAAUUCUGUGUGUCUCAGAUGAUCAGUUGGUGCAUGUUCAGCAUUUAGAAAAUGCGAAAGAGGUAUGGGACACGCUGCGUACAACGCAUCAGAGAGAUGCUGGUUCUUCAGCGUUGCUGUAUUUUGAGAAAUUGACCAAUCUGAGACUUGCGCCUGAUGGAGAUGUUCAAGCGCACCUGACAGAAAUGAAGUUUCUGCGUCAACAGAUGGUGGAACGCAAUUUCCGUCUUCAGGAGGAAGUGUUUUGCUUCAUGAUGAUAAACAGCCUUAGCCGCACCUACAAGGUUGUUGCCAGUCAGCUUGGUUCCCUACCGGCCGCGCAGCUGACCGCGGAGAGAGUUUGUGCUGUGGUCCUGAAUGAACACGACAGACUUGCUGCACUGGAAGAAAAAGACAGGGGGAGGGAAGAACAGAGUUCUAAUUCCCCAACUGCUGAUGCUACUGGAGAGCAUGGUGUAGCAUUGAGUGCUGUCCGAUGCUACAAUUGUGGACAGACUGGGCAUCUACAGCGAAACUGUAAGAAGCCGCGCCAGUCAAGAGGAGCAAAGAGCAGCUCUACGAAGCCUCAGGCGUCAGGCAAAAGCCGUUCCAAGUGCCAGGUGAAACCUGCAAAGGCUAUGAUGGCGAAAGGAACCACGCCAGAUGUUGGCAACUCGUUCAUAAUUGACACGGGCGCAACGGUUCACAUGUGCCCGCACAGAGGACUGUUUUCGACGUUGAAGAAGCAAAGCUUCACUGUGAAACAGGCCAACGGUCAGGAGUUGGAAGCAACUGGAAUUGGGACUGUGUAUCUUGAGAGUCUGAACUUGACUAUAAGUGAUGUUUACCUGGUUCCAGAACUGAGAUUUAAUCUGCUGAGCGUGUCGCAGAUUGCAAAGAAAGGACUGAAACUGUCCUAUGAUGCUAAAAGCUGCAAGAUCUACAAAGAUGGAGAACUGUUUCUUACUGCCAAAGAGAAAGAUGGACUGUAUUUGUUGACUUUUGAUCAAAGUGAUUACAUGAAAUGUAAUUCUGCUGUUUCUAACGAAAUCUCUCUUGCAGGAGUGACCAGUGUGAGCACCAGGAAGGUGACUAAGACCAAGAAGGUCGACAGAGCAUUUCAGCGGGUGUAUGCUGAUGUGAUUGGUCCUCUAGAACCAUCUAGAGGCGGUGCAAAAUAUUACCUUUUGUGUGUGGAUUGUUUCACUAAUUAUUCUUGGGUUUAUAUGAUGGAGAAACCGCAAGAAACUUUAGAAAAGUUUCAGGAGUUUUGUGACAAGGUUAAAAGUAUGCAUGAUGCUAACAUUGAUUGUCUUUUCACAGAUGAGAAGCAAAUUUUUCUGUUGCAGAAGUUUCAGAAGUUCCUGGAUGGAAAAGGGAUAGACCACAAAGUGGCAGUUUCGCAAGAAGCGUGGAACAGGGGGGUCUGUGUAAAAGUGAACAAAGAAUUGCAAAAGGGGAUGAAUGCGCAAUUGCUGAGUUCACAUUUGCCACAUGAAUAUUGGGCUGAGUCGCUAGCGUCCUAUCUUCAUGUGUGGUUGAGAAAGGUCUCAACAGAGUUGGGAUGUUCUCCUUUUGAGAAGCUGUUCAAUAGAAAACCUUCUGUUGCCUAUUUUAAGGUUUUCGGGUCUCAUGUGAGAACAGAAGCUCCAGGUGGAGUAAAGAAUGCCAGAGGCAUUUUCGUGGGUUAUGAAAAGGGUCUCUACAGAGUAAUUUUGUCUGAAUCUGGUCAGGUGAUUCUCACAAAGUUCCUAGAGAGUGCUCCAAAGCAAGAGCGGAUAGUACAGACAUUUCCCACAGGAAACGAUUCUGAUGAUGAUGAUGAUGAUGAGUUUGAUCUUAUUGAGUUCAGUAGUACUGAUGAUGACAGUGAGAGCUCAGAGAGUUCAGUUGUAACAGUCAUUGAGAGGAAAUCUCACACAAUGGAUAGACCUUCACAGGUGAAGGAAGAACCACUGAUUGCUACUGGUUCUCAACAGAGUCCAAAGGUUGAACCAGUGAGCACAGAAGAUCAGAACCUCAUACGCAGGUCUGAGAGAGUUACAAAGGGUGUACCACCAAAGAGGUACUCAAAAGAGUUUGCUAACUUAGCUGUUGCAUGUGUUGCUAUUGUUAACAACUCAAAGCAGGUUGAAGCAGUGUCUACGUCAGAGACAAAGACACAACAGAGGGUAGCUAGCCAAGGUAAUGCAGAAGCACUCAUUCCUUGGAAGCCAGACAACCAGAGAGGUACAUUGGUUAAACCAGUGGCGGGUAGUUCCAAGGGUGGAACUGAAACAACAGGGGAAUGUUAUAAAUAUAACAACUGUUUGUUUUCUUCUCUGGAUGACGCUUUGCUCGCGGCACACAUUGAUACUUUAGGGGAGUAUGUUACCAUAAAGCACCAAUGCUGCAGCAAGCAAAGGCUCUAGCAGCUCAGCCAGCUGCUUGUGGCUGGAAAGCCAGACAGGAUGUUUGUGACUGUUGCCAUGGGAACAAAGGGGCAGUCCAUUCUGUACUGAGCACCGGAUGUUAGCUCAGUGUGUGUGUGUCAUAUGACCCGUACUGGAUGUACUUGGGAGGAGUUUCUUCUUGCUGUUGUUGAGUGCAGACAUGAUUCUCUGUACUGAUGUAAGAGGCAGAAAUAAAUGAUGUAAAUAGUUUUCUGUCUGCUUCUUUCCCCUCCCUGGGGACACCAAAGGGGAGAGAGGAAGAACGGUGUGUUCCUCUCAUACAUCUGAGAAGAACUACCGGACCUCGCCUGCUUAUCAGCAGAGUGGAGACGCGGGGAGGUCGACAGGAAUAUCUGCCGGUGCCUACGCUGUGGCACAUUCCUCUGACCCAGGCAGAAUUCCAACACACAAACCUCUGUCUGUGACGGAGCCCCUCAGACAUGGCUCCUCUAGUCACUAGCAGAUUCCGACAGUGGUUGCUUUCGGAAUCGCUUCCAACAUAAAAGCUCCUUAACGGAAACACGUCUUCUGGACUCUCUGCGUGACAGUUUCCGGCGAGGAGUGGGUGUUCCUACAGGAGGUCCUGAAACCUCCCCACUGUUUUCGCUGGAAGUGUCUCUGAGCCAUCCCUCCAGCUCACUUUCCCUCAGCUCAGCUCCUCUCCCCCUACUGGUUCCCUCUUCAGCUGCUGAGUCUCUCCCAACCUGUGUGAGCCCUUUCACCUCCCUUCCUUCCGAUGGCAGUUCCCUGACAUCCACCUCCCCUCCAGGGCCCCUUUCACCCCCUCUCGCCCCCUCUACGGGCGGUGAGGAGGCAAAACCCCGGAAUGAACUUCCUUCAUCUUCCGAUGUCUCGAACACUUCUCUCCACCUGUUGCGGUUCCUGGUCUCAAGUACUCCUCCUCCUCAGAGUCCAUCUCCCCUCCCCUUCCGAGUCCGGGAAUCCUUCCAACUCCUCCUCCUCAUCAGUGGUCCCAAAGUAUUCCCUCCGGAACCUCUCCACAGGCUGAGGUUUCCUUGGGAACCUUUGAUGGAACGUUUCUAUCAAUACCUCGUCAUUGAUAUCUUCGGCCAUUACCCAAGUGUUUUCUGACUCCGGUUCUCCUUCCCACGCUACCAAAUACUCCACCUGAUCCCCCUUCCACCUGGCGUCGAGGAUUUCUGCCACAUGGCUGCUGCAUUCUCUUUCUUCUAUGACCGGUCCCCGAGUGGCCAUCCCUUCUCGUCCCCUUCGUACGGUGACAGUAACGACCUGUGAAAUACUGGGUGCAGUUUCAUGUGGUUGGGUAACCGGAGCCUGAAAGCCACUGGGUUGACCUGUUGAAUGACCUCAAAGGGACCCAACCUCCUGGGUCUUAAUUUCUUACAACCUCCUUUGAACGGCAACCCUUGGGUUGACAGCCACACCCUAUCUCCCACCCUUAUGGUUUCACCUUCCCUUCGGUUCUUGUCUGCCUGCCUCUUGUAUUCUUCCUUCGCCCUUUCUAAGUUGAGUUGGAGCUGACGAUGGAUUGCUUCCAUUUCUUCCACAAAAUGCUCGGCUGCCGGGACGCUCCAUCUCUCCCCAUCUCCCCUGGGAAAGCCCUGGGAUGACACCCAUAAUUAGCCAAGAAGGGGCUCAUCCCUGUGGACACAUUCUCGGCAUUGUUGUAGGCAAAUUCCGCCAGCGCCAACUUUUCUACCCAGUCAUUCUCUCUGUCAUUGACAUAACACCUCAGGUAUUGCUGGAGGACACCGUUUGCUCUUUCCGCCUGCCCGUUGGUUUCAGGGUGCCGGGCAGUCGAAAAUUGACCUCCACCUGCAGUAAGCUCAUGAGCUUCCUCCAGAACCUGGAAGUAAAUUGUUUUCCUCGGUCUGAGACCACCUCAAUGGCACCCCGUGCAACCUAAAAAUGUGUUCUACAAAUAACUUCGCUGUCUCUUCCGCCGUGACUGCAUGCGAGCAAGCUACAAAGUGGCACAUCUUUGUUAGUAGGUCUACCACCACCAUGAUGGCUGUUUUCCCUUUGGACUUCGGCAGAUCAGUCAUAAAAUCUAUCGACACUGCCUCCCAAGGUCGUUCUGGGGUUGGUAAGGGUUCUAAUAGCCCCGCCGGCGCCCGCCUUUCCCUUUGGCUCGCUGGCAUUGCUCGCACCCUCUUACAUACUCACGUACAUCUUCCCUCACCUUAGGCCACCAAAAGUCCCUGGUGACCAACCACAUGGUUUUGUGUUGUCCAAAAUGCCCCGCCGUAGGGCUGUCGUGCAACUGCUUGAGUACCCUCCCCCUUAAGUCUCCUUCAGGGAUAUACAGUGCCCCUUUGUAUUACAAAGCUCCAUUUCUUUCCUCUAAAACCCCUGGUUCCUCUCCCUCACCCCUAAGACCUCUGAGCUUAUUCUGGGCGUAUUCAUCAUUCUCUGUUUCCUCUACCAGUUCUCUUUGUCCCACCAAUGCCGCCCCACACACCCAGCGGUCCUCUGGAAUGACAUGUCUCUCUUCGGGUGCUCCCUCCCCUCCAAAUAUUCAGGUUUGCGUGAGAGAGCGUCCGCCCUAAUGUUCUCUGGGCCUGGCACGUAACCAAUCUCAAAGUUAAAUUUGGAGAACUCCUGGGCCCAUCUCACUUGCCGUUGGUUGAGCACUCGUGCCGUCCUCCAAUACUCUAGGUUCUUGUGGUCAGUGCACACUUGCACCUUAUGUUGUGCGCCAAUUAGCAGGUGCCUCCAUCUCCGGAACGCCUCAUGAAUGGCUAGUAGUUCUCGGUCAUACACCGUGUAGUUCCUCUCGGAUUUGUUCAGCUUUCGCGAAAAAAGCACACGGUCUCCACUCUGACUCCUCCUUCCCUGGCUGCAGAAGCACCGCCCCAAUCGCUCUGUCUGAUGCGUCAGUUUCCACUCUCAUCGGUUUUUGUAAAUCCACAUGCAGGAGUUGUUGUUCCGAGGCGAAGGCCCUUUUAGUUCCUCAAAUGCUCGCUCCGCCUCCUCAGUCCAAACGAACUUCUUCUUACUGCUGAGACAGUCCGUAAUGGGCGCCGUCAGGUGGGCAAAGUUUCGGAUGAACUUACGAUAGAAGUUCCCAAAUCCUAGGAACCUCUGCACAUCCUUCCUUGUUUUGGGUGUUUUCCAUUCCAGCACCGCCUGGACCUUGCCGGGAUCCAUGGCCAAUCCCUUGUCUGACAGGCGAUACCCCAGGAAUUCCACCUCCUUGGUAUGAAACUGACACUUCUCCAGUUUCACCCACAGCUGGUUGGCUUGCAGCCUGCUCAACACUUCUCUGACGUCUCUCACAUGCUGCUCCUCAUUCUCAGAAUACACCAACACGUCGUCUAAGAAGGCCACACAAUUCUUGUAAAGCAAAGGCCCCAGGACGUGGUUCAUAAACGAUUGAAAGCAUGCGGAGCCUGCUUGUAGGCCGAAGGGCAUAACCAAAUAUUCAAAUGCCCCUAAAGGGGUGAACAUGGUGGUUUUCCAUUCAUCCCCCUUCCUUAUUCGUAUCAGGUUGUACGCCCCCCUUAGGUCCAGCUUUGUGAAAAUCUUCCCUUCCGCACCCUUGUCAAAAUGUCGUCAAUCCUGGGCAUAGGGAAGGCCACUGGUUCUGACACUGCAUUUAAGGCCCUGAAGUCACACACCAGCCUCGGCUUGUUCGUGUUUUUUUAUCCACAAAAACACUGGGCUGCCCCCACCGCCCUGGACUCUCUGAUGAACCCUCUCUUCAGGUUCUUGUCAAUGAACUCUCUUAGCUCCUGCAUCUCUCUGUCUGACAUGGCGUACAGCUUGCCUACAGGGAGCUGUGCCCCAGGGAGUAAAUUGAUUUGACAGUCAAAGGGUCUAUGCGGGGUAGUUGGUCAGCUUCCUUUCGCUGAAGACGUCGCGGAGAUCUGCGUAUUGUCGUGGUACCUUCACGUUCUCCGUUACUUCAGUCCCUGCUAGGGUGGCUUGGGCCCCUGCCAAACCCUUUCCUCUUUGCAGUGUUCUAAGCAAUGUGCUGAACCAAAAGAAACCACUCUCUGAUGCCAGCCCACCAGCGGAUCAUGUAACGCUAGCCAGCUCAUCCCCAAUAUAAUGGGAGCUCCUCCCAAGGUGGCCACAUUAAACGCUAUCAGUUCGGUGUGCCUUGCCACCUUCAUUAUCAUUGGGACGGUCUGCAAGCUGACUUCUCCUCCCAACAGCUCCCUGCCAUCGAUCGUGGUCACCUGCAGGGGGUUGCUUAAAGGGAUCGUCUGUAUCUGGUGUUCAGCUGCAAACUCUUUGCUCAUGAAAUUGCAGGAGCUGCCUGAGUCCAACAGCGCCUUUAUCUUUAGAGGGUGUCCGUUUGGCAGCUCUAGCGCCACUUCUAUCACUAGGGCGGGUUUAGGAGGUUCUGGCGUGGGCACUCUCACUGCUCUUUGGCCUGGCUGCUGUGCCCCGACGGUGGCAGCCAGGCGUUGGCUUUUACUUGCUCCGGUAUUUCUUCCUCUCUUCCCUCCACAGCUCCUACCAUCCCUUGCCAUUCCUUCCUCUGGGGGCAGACUCUGGCAAAGUGACCUGGCUGUUGGCAGAGAUAGCAUUUCCGGGCGCGUUUUCCCUCCUUCUUUCCCCUCACUGGGCUUUGAAACUGCACGCGCGCGCUGUUCCGAUUUCCAUCGGCUCUGCCGGCGGGAAAGUUGGCUCUGGAAUGUCUGGAAUGCGGAACUCCUUCCAACGUUCCCCUUCCCUUCCCGCCUCUCCAAUGCUCUCGCCUCCUGGCGCGCUCCUAUGGUCAGCGCUGAUUUGGUCAGCUGGUCCAUAGACUCCGCCCUGGGCGCCCGGGAAAGUUCGUCUUUCACAGCCGAAGAAAGCCCUUCUUCAAAGAGCAUUUGAAUGGGUUCCGCCGAUAAGUCCCACCCCAAUCUGUGAACCAGCAUGGUGAACUCAGUCCAGUACUCACGGACAGAUCGGCUCCCUGUUUGCAAGCCAUUAACUGUCUGCGCACCACUCCCUGUUCAAUAUCGCUGGAAAACAUCAGAUCCAUGGCGCGAAAGAACUUCAUCGUGUCCUUUAGGACGUCACUAUUCGCUGCCAUCAGGGGUCUAACCCAGUCUCUCGCCCCUUUUCAAGAUGCCCAAUCACGAAAGCCACUCGUGAUUCCUCGUCAGGGAAUUCAUCAAACUGCAGAUUGAGGGCAUAUUGCAUCUCUGUCCGAAAGCCAUGAUAGUCUUUGGGCUCCCCAAACUUCUGCACCAAUCCUGGUACCUUUCUGGCGAGCUGGGUGGCUUUCCCUUUUGUCUGCAUCCUGAGCCCUCCUCUCCUCAAGCCUCGCCGUCUGCAGCGCUAGCUGGACCUCCAACACCCGGUACCUUUCUUCCAGGCUUGGACCCGCUCCAGCUCCUGCUUCUCCGGUUCCGGCUGGGUUGCUCAUGAUGCCUUCUCCUGCACAAGCUGCUUUCAAAGACUGUCGGAAUGCUGUGAUGGGAUGAUGAGCUGCUUGUGCGUAAAAUAGUAUCCCCUCAGAGUUUGUUCAAGUCCACAAACCUCUGUCUGUGACGGAGCCCCUCAGACAUGGCUCCUCUAGUCACUAGCAGAUUCCGACAGUGGUUGCUUUCGGAAUCGCUUCCAACAUAAAAGCUCCUUAACGGAAACACGUCUUCUGGACUCUCUGCGUGACAGUUUCCGGCGAGGAGUGGGUGUUCCUACAGGAGGUCCUGAAACCUCCCCACUGUUUUCGCUGGAAGUGUCUCUGAGCCAUCCCUCCAGCUCACUUUCCCUCAGCUCAGCUCCUCUCCCCCUACUGGUUCCCUCUUCAGCUGCUGAGUCUCUCCCAACCUGUGUGAGCCCUUUCACCUCCCUUCCUUCCGAUGGCAGUUCCCUGACAGUAGGUGUUUCAGGAAUGACAAAGGAUCAGCACUUCUGCACGCAGCAUUUCACUAACCUGUGGAACUUACUGCUACAGGAUAUGGUGACGGUCACUAAUUCAAGUUACAGUUCCAUACACACAUCCCAAUGCUAACCCUUUUCAUCUCAAGCGUUGUAUUGAUGGUCAGUCUGGGGGCCGGAGUGGACAUGGACAAAUUAUGGACACCUGCACACCUUACACGAAGACCAAAUAUACAUGCAUAUUCACAGCACACACAUUCACCAAACAUAAUAAAUAACAAGAUGAAAGAUAAAAAAAUCUUUUUUAAUAAUUCCAGUGGAGUAGCUCAGCUACUCGUGGCAACCCCCCCCAAAAAAAAGCUCAACAACUUUGGGUAAUCCUCCCCUCAAAAAAGCUUAACACCUCUGGGUAAUCUCCCCCCAUUUUCUUUAUUUUGAGUCCCCCAAAAUAGGGGUCGUGUUAUACAUGAGUGCGAGGCUCUGAAGAGGUUGGAGCACCUUUUGACGUCUUUGCUUCCUCUGCUGCAGAAUCCAGGAAAACGCCUUGUCGGAUGUGUCCUUUGAGGCACUUUGCUCUGCUCUAGCCGACAACACUAGCCUCAGGUAUCUGGACGUGAGUGGCAACCCUUUCACGGAUAUGUGUGCUGAAGAUGUGCACACUCUCAUUUUGACCUGUCCUGCUCUUACAGAAAUCAGGUACCAUCAGGCCUCACUCUUCCUAAGUGUAUUCACUCCUAAGGGAAUUUAAACCUCUACACCUUGGAAGUUUGGAGGGGUGGCCAGCCUGAGGGAGGGCCUUUCUGUGGUGGCCCCUUUCAUUUGUGCAUUGUUUGUUGUUUUCUGAAGAUGCAGCUGUAUAACCUGACCUCCAAUGCUUGAGAUACAUAUUUUGAUAACCCGCCAUAUUCUUGUGGCUGUAAUUUGUUUUAAAUUGUUGUGACCUGCCCUGGGACCUUAGGCUGAAGGGAGGGUAACAAACAGUCAAAUAAUGAUGGUGAUAACAUUAAAAACGACCACCUGCCUUCCCAAAAAGAUGGGGCAUUUUGCAAUAGGGAAAAUGAUAGGAAAAAUCACUGUGAUGUGUGAUUCGAGGCAACAUCAUGCAACCUCCCUGCAAAAUGAAUUGUGAUGAAUCCUCAAAAAGCAGAUUGUCAGGAAAGUGCCCUUUCUCCUGCCUUUAUUGAGCAUAUGUACUGAUUUGUUUGGGGGUGGUUAUAUGACUAUGACGUGGGUCGCGCUGUGGGUUAAACCACAGAGCCUAGGGCCUGCCGAUCAGAAGGUUGGCGGUUCGAAUCCCCGCGACGGGGUGAGCUCCCGUUGCUCGGUCCCUGCUUCUGCCAAUCUAGCAGUUCAAAAGCAUGUCAAAGUGCAAGUAGAUAAAUAGGUACCACUCUGGCGGGAAAGUAAACGGCGUUUCCGUGCGCUGCUCUGGUUUGCCAGAAGCGGCUUAGUCAUGCUGGCCACAUGACCCGGAAGCUGUACACCAGCUCCCUUGGCCAGUAAAGCGAGAUGAGCGCCGCAACCCCAGAGUCAGCCACGACUGGACCUAAUGGUCAGGGGUCCCUUUACCUUUUUUAUAUGACUAUGAGGUUUCAUCAUAUAUUUACAUGUCUUCCCUUUAUUCAUUCAUGCGGCACUUUGAUUGCAUUUCCCCAUCACUUUCCAACCUGCAGUCAUUAAAAAGAGCAUGUGUGUUUUUCUAGAGCAACAGAGUUCUUCAGUCCUCUUUAAAUGUGCAAACCUAACGUUCCCCUUUGCCAUGUUCUACUUACUUUUUUCCCUUCCUGAAAACCGCAAUUAUUGGCAGUCUACCUGAGUGAUAACAGUCAUAGCUACAUUUGUUGUGUUUUUUCUAGGUUAAACUUAAGUGAUAUCAGUCCAGCGAUGGAAAAAGAUCUGAAAAAACUGGAUGGUUGCAGAGAAGGCUUCAAGAUCCACAUUUAAAACUCCUUUUUCCCAAUUAUUCUUUAUUAAUUUUGUUAUGUACUGAAGUUCUCACCCUGGGCCAGCAGGGGGAAUACUGUAGAUAGUUUUCACUCAGGUCCACAUAUGCAAAUAAGGUAUUGAAAGUGACGUUCAGUGAUUGGAUAGUUACAGAAAGUUGUUACAGUUGCAUUGUAGUGGAGCUGUAUAUUAGCAGGCUGGCUGAACCCUUCAGUUCAGUUCUGUUCUGGCCUGUGAAUAAACAAGAGCUGUUUGAAGAAUCGCUGUGUCGUCUGAUAUGUUCACCCACAACAAAUUUUCCAGAUUAUUACUCUUGCUCAUUCUUCUUGCUCUGCGUUGCUCCAUCAGAC
Podarcis lilfordi (Lilford's wall lizard) is the source of this 24200-nucleotide messenger RNA. NCBI's taxonomy places the organism in Eukaryota, Metazoa, Chordata, Lepidosauria, Squamata, Lacertidae. The record is from the annotation of a GenBank genome assembly.